Equus caballus (horse) is the source of this 5690-nucleotide messenger RNA. The record is from RefSeq and is a predicted model, not a curated record. NCBI's taxonomy places the organism in Eukaryota, Metazoa, Chordata, Mammalia, Perissodactyla, Equidae.
CAGUGAAUUUUCAGGGACUAGAAAAUCACAGUGAGUCGUGCUAUAUUAAAUAAGUGCCUUGACCUGUGGUUACAUCUCCUUCCUGCACGGAUUUCGUCCUCAGUGACACAAAUGGGACAACUGUGCACAAGUCGCCAGUUAUGUAAUGAACUAGAGACGUCAGUGCCGGAAGGAAGGUGUGUUCACUUUCAGAGAUGCUGUGGGAUAUUUCAUUUCUCUUCCCCAUAGCUGCUUCCCCGUGUGACCUGUAGAUCUGGUUCUUCGGGAGCCAUGGACUUUGAUAGUAGGGAACUUCUGCAGCUGGAGUCUGCUAGCAUUCAUGACAUUUAAACUCUAGGUCAUCUUCAGCUGAUAUUCUCCGUCCCUUAAGAGAAUUAGUCGUGUGCCUGUUUUCAAACUGCGAGGAAGCUGACAGGUUUUCACUACACCUCACAUUUAUCUACUGCUGAGCAUCAUAGUGUCCUGUCUCUAGAAGAAGGAUUCUUCUUAAAGGAGUGAAACGAUCACUUCAAAACCGUUCAUUAGUCAACCCUAGGAGACCUUGAUAUGGGGUGGGGACAGUUGUUUGUUACAAGCUGAAAGCAUUUUUUCCUGUAAUGGGAAGAGGCUUCUUUUCUGAAUUUCUGUGAAGAUGAAACCCCAAUCGCAAGGCAGAGUGUGCCAUGCCAUGAACGCAGUGGGGGUGACCUUGGUUUCAGAUGGUGAGGGCCUCCAUGUGCAGCUAACCGUGUGACCAAGUGUCCGGGAAGACCACCCCACUGGGAGGGGUGGGGCUCAUGGGGUCUCUCUCCCUCUUGCUUCUCCCACCUCCCAGCCUCUCGAGGAGUCUUCUUUUCCCCAGGAAUUGCGUGUGUGGGGUUAUCUCUGGAUGAGGACCCUGAGUGGGAAGCAGCAGGCUUUGGGUAAAUUAAAUGGGCAGAUCACAGGACCCCUUUCCCUGUUCUUUAUACCAGCAAGCUCUCACCUGUUGUGAGAAGACGCUUCCAAGCCCUUGCCCCCCAAAGGGCGAGACCAGCAGUCUUGGCCCACCCCGUGACCUGGCCCCUCUGCCCUCCCCAGUCCUCACAGGGUCAGUUCUCAGGGUUGCUCCUGGGCUGAUGGGCAUUUUCCCUUUCUCUGGCUUUCCCGAGAGGAGAAGGCGGUAACUGUACUUCAGGGGUUCAUUUAUUCCAAAGAAAAGACAGUCUGUUCCUAGCAGAGAGGCAGUCUGGCCCCGAUUCUGAAGGUGGCCUGUGGACACCUCUCUCUGCCUCCCCCAGCCUUCAGCGAUGCGGUGUUUCCAGGUGCAGCUCCCUGAAUUAACUGAGUUCCUCCGGGAUGGGCACCUCGCCCCUGUAUCUCUGGGUCAACUGCUUGGCAUGUAGCAGGCUCCAGUAAAUGUUAUUGUUGGAUUAAAAAGAACAUGAACAAGAUAAGCUCUUAGGAAGGGUAGGUGUUGCCAAUCAACAGGGAAGUCAGAUGUGUUCUCUGGAACAAGUGAAUGUGGAUGUGCUGUAAAGGGUCGAGUUGUGGUCACAGGAGCCUGACUCCAGAGCACACAGCACCCCAGUCCCCAGAGAUGAGUGCACACAGGCAGACCCCCCAUCUCUAGGAGGUGUUGGCCCUAGACUCUCGGUACCUUCUGUCUCUUUAAGCCCUAACUUUCCAGAAUUCUGUAAUAUUCCUCACACAAAAUGAGUAGUUAAAUAUUUGCUGAAUUAAUGAAUUGAGGGUUUGUUAAAUGAAGUCAUAUUUUCGGCAUUUGUUUCUUCAGUAAAUAUUUGUGGAGCCCCAUUGUGCCUAAAACAAUGUUUAUACGAAGUUAUACACUCUGUCUUUCAGACGCCUUAACUUCUGGAAGGGAAGUCAGGUGAAUUUCCCCUCGGCCCUCACUCCCAACAGACUGGGUGCCUAAUGGGCAGGGCCUGGGUUGUUCACCUUGUCCCCAUGCCAGGCAAGAACCCGCUAAAUAAAGCGUUUGGAGGCACAUUUGGACUCAACUUUGCAAAGUUUCGGGAGGCAUGGAACGCGAGAGAAGGCAGUCAGGGCAGAUGGUCCCUUCUGGGAAAAGGCGCACAAAUGGGAAGCAGCAUAUUGAGAGGACUCGGGAGAUAACCCCAAAGUCUUGGUCAAGAUCCCUGCUGGGCUCCGGCAGGCCAGGGAGAGAGGGAAGGAAGGGAAGCCUGGGUCCAGUAGGAGGGGGUGCGAGGAGUUUCCUGGAAGAUAGGUCUGGCCUUGCAAUAAGUGAUGGUUAGCGCAUAGCUGCACCUUGGCCCCAGCUGGCCCAGGGUUUGGAGCCUGACUCCCGGGGACAUGUUGAGACAAGGAAACCGGUGAGGUCCAGGCAAGUGCUUUAGGCCCCAUCGGAGCCGGAAUCCAAGCCAGCGCUCCAGUGCCAUGGGAAGAGGGACGCAACUCCAGCAACUCAAGCAUCCCAACCUCGUCAACCUCAUUGAAGUCUUCAGGAGGAAGCGGAAGCUUCACCUGGUGUUCGAGUACUGUGACCGCACCGUUCUCCACGAGUUGGACAGAUACCAAAGAGGGGUUCCAGAACAUCUCGUGAAGAGCAUUACUUGGCAGACACUGCAAGCUGUAAAUUUUUGCCAUAAACACAAUUGCAUACAUAGAGACGUGAAACCAGAAAAUAUCCUCAUCACAAAACAGUCAGUGAUUAAGCUUUGUGACUUUGGAUUUGCUCGGCUUUUGACUGGACCAAGUGACUACUACACAGACUACGUGGCCACCAGGUGGUACCGCUCCCCGGAGCUGUUGGUGGGGGACACGCAGUACGGCCCCCCUGUAGAUGUUUGGGCAAUUGGCUGUGUCUUUGCCGAGCUGCUAGCAGGGGUGCCUUUGUGGCCAGGAAAGUCGGACGUGGAUCAGCUCUAUCUGAUUAGGAAAACCUUGGGAGACCUCAUCCCUAGGCACCAGCAGGUGUUUAGUGCGAAUCAGUACUUCAGUGGGGCGAAAAUCCCAGACCCUGAAGACAUGGAACCUCUGGAAUUAAAAUUCCCAAACAUCUCUUAUCCUGCCCUGGGGCUCUUAAAGGGCUGUCUCCACAUGAAUCCUGCUGAGAGGCUCACGUGUGAACAGCUGUUACAGCACCCAUAUUUUGACAGCAUCAGAGAAAUAGGGGAUUUGGCAAAGCAGCACGACAAACCAACAAGGAGGACCCUGAGACAGGCCCAGAAGCACCUGCCAGGGCUGCAGUGCCUGCCUCAGCUGACCACCAGUAGCAUCCUUCCCGCCCUUGGUAACAAGAAGUACCACUGUUACACCAAGAAACCGGACUAUCGAUUUCCAAACAUCUAAGGAGCUUGGAGAUGGAUGACAAAAAAGCGUUAAUCAAUGAUUUGAAAAAAUGAAACAUACAUUUGAUUGAAAUCACAACGUUGAAAAAACAUCAGGAGGAAACAGAAGUAACUAACUCGGGGCAGCCACUUGGCAGGACUGGAAGGGAAAUUCCAGAGGCAGUCUUCCAUGUGUGAUGGUGGCGUCCAGGGCAGGAAGGAAAAACUUGCCGAGAUUUUCACUUGUAUUUUUGUUGUAUCUAAGUAGCUGGCCUUAUGACCAGAAUAUAAACCGUAUCUACUGCCCAUACCUCUGGCAGAAUUAGAGAUGUAAAAAGGAUUUGUGGGGCUGGUCCCAUGACUUAGUGGUUAAGUUCAGUGUACGCUGCUUUGGAGGCCUGGGUUCUGUUCCUGGGAGUGGACGUACACCACUCAUUGACGGCCAUGCUGUGGUGGUGACCUACAUACAAAAUAGAGGAAGAUUGGCACAGAUGUUAGCUCAGGGUAAAUCUUCCUCAGCAAAAAAAAGAUUUGGGUGUCCAUUGUACCAUAUGCAACAAGUGAAAAGUCGAUUACAGAGGGGCCAGCCAGGUGGUGUAGCAGUUAAGUUUGCUCACUCUGCUUUGGCAGCCCAGGGUUUGCUGGUUCGGAUCCCAAGCGUGGACCUAUGCACUGCUUAUCAAGCCAUGCUGUGGCAGGCAUCCCACAUAUAAAAUAGAGGAAGAUGGGCACAGAUGUUAGCUCAGGGCCAGUCUUCCUCAAAAAAAAAACACUUAUAGAACCCCCGUAUUUCCCUGGGUCUGUUGCCUUGAAUCCUAUCUCCUGCCUUUUCAGAUUGCCUCAACAUCAUAUUUGAGGAGAGUUUUAGUUCUUGAAAUCAAAAUGUUUAAAAUUCCAUUCCCUGCUUGCUCUCUUGAUUUUUAUAUUUUAAAACAUUUUUGGGGAGAUUUAAGAGUUGCUCAAAAUAUUUAAAAUCAUAUGGAUUAUCAUAAAAGUGUGGUUCACAUGCUUAUAUAUUUAAUGAUGUGUUUAUAGACAUCUCUCAAUAUGCUUUGCCUUGAGUAAAGGAUGCGUCUUAGUCAUUCUGCUGGGAGACAGAUUUACCGUAACCCAUCUCCAUGGGCACAGUUGCCCUUCCCACAGAGGCACAGGCUCCAUGGCUGAUGAGGUGAUCAAGAACAAGGCCUACAGGCUUCGCAGGAACAGGCCUGUCAGCCUGAAAGUAAUUAGUACUUCAUUCUGUCCAGCUCCGCCUCCAACCUGGAGACAGAUCGACAGGCAGGACUGGCUAUAGCAAUCUGGGUUUCAGAAGACACUGCUUGUGAGCUUUCACUUGGGCCAUGAAAGACAGUAGGUUGCAAACUGAUGUUUUCCCUGAAAUAUCUUUUUACACUAUACAUAUGUAUGUAUGUAUAUAUACACACACAUGCAUAUAUAUCUACAUACACGUGUAUAUAUACCAUCCUGGCAACUGGAAGAUAGCUAAUAAUGAGAAAGUAGUCCAAAGUGAUAUUGAGGACUCCUAGCUUUGAUUUGGCCUUGAUUUUGCUCCUAUUCAGAAAGCUUCUUCAUGCCUGUUCCCUGGAUACAGGGCAACAUGGAGCUCGCAUCUCACAGAUCAGCACCAUUUUGGUUGACGUCCUGCUGCUAUUUCCUAGCAGUUCUCAGCUGCGGCUUUUGAAGUUGUAGGUUACUGUAUCUUCAAAAGGUUUCUUCUGCACCCUAUUUACUGCUAUGUUGAUUUUCUUCAUGAGAACAUUUGACCCUGUUCACUCACUGCUAAGUAAUCCACCAAAUGCUGGCGUCCGUUCAAGAACUCUGGCUCCCCCAGCCUGUUCAGUGGUUUCCUAAGGCCCCCUGAUGUCGGUAGCUCCUUGCAUGGAGCUGAUAGUGGAUUCAGUACGAGUCCCAGGAUUAUCUUAUUCUUGUUACACAGCCUUGAUUCAGAUGACAGGGAAGGACAUCCAACUUCUGUGAGUAGUUUAUAGUUUUUGGGUUUUUUUCCUUAACCCAAAACAAUGCACUUGACGAGGCAGAUGACUACAACUGCCUAACUCAUCUAGUAGUUUUACUGAAAACCACGCAGAAUAGAAAAGGAGCUCCAGACUAAACUGUGGUGAACCGUUUGCCUCACCACCCAGUAAUCAAACCUGAGGGAGAAGUGUUCAUCUCUUUUCUCUCGAGUUCUACUAAAUGUAUGCCUAUGCUUAAUUUCAGCGUAUCUGUAAUCCUUUCUGCAGCAUGGAAUCAUCAGUUUCAUGAAGACUGUUCUACAUCCUUGUCUUUUUUUUUUUUUUUACUAUUUUCUGAUUUUUUUAAAUGUCAGCUGCGAUUAUAUUAGUAAAUAGUGUAUCAUUUAUGCUAUGUGCUAUUUACCUUAGCUUGUUCUAAACCCAACUAAAAUUCCUUUUUCUUCCUGAA